Messenger RNA from Closterium sp. NIES-65, 786 nucleotides. NCBI's taxonomy places the organism in Eukaryota, Viridiplantae, Streptophyta, Zygnematophyceae, Desmidiales, Closteriaceae. The record is from the annotation of a GenBank genome assembly.
AUGUACCAGCGGCCCGACAUGGCGACACCAGGCGGCGAGCCGGACAAGACGAUGGAUCCGAAGAAGAUUCAGGAGCACUACGAGGACUUUUACGAGGACCUUUUCGAGGAGCUCAGCAAGUACGGCGAGCUCAACAGCCUCAACAUCUGCGACAACCUCGCCGACCACAUGGUGGGCAACGUGUACGUCAACUUCCGCGAGGAGGAGCAGGCUGCGACGGCUCUCAGGGCGCUCACUGGCCGCUUUUAUGCAGGGCGGCCCAUUCUGGUGGACUUCUCGCCCGUCACCGACUUCCGCGAGGCCACGUGUCGGCAGCCGCCUGCUGGCGGAGGGGGAGGCGGAGGGUACGAGGGAGGGGAUCGCGGGGGUGGCGCAGACAGGGGAGGGUACCAGGGGGGAGGCGGGGGUGGGUACGAUGGGUACAACGGCGGGUAUGGCGGAGGCGCGGGGGGUGGUGGCGGCGGCAGGGGAGGCUACGAUGCGUAUGGUGCUGGCGCUGGCGGCGGUGGUGGGUACCAGGACGGAGCUCCGCCGCGUGACUAUGGUGCGCCAGUUGACGCGCGGGGGGGAUACGGGCCUCCUGCAGGGGACUACAGGGGCGCGCCAGGGGGGUACGGCGGUUACCAGGGCGACGGCAGGGACGGAGGGUACGGCGCUGGUGGUGGUGGUGGUGGUGCGCCACCGGUGCUGCCUCCACAGCAGGGGCAGCAUGAGCGGCGCGAGUAUGACGGGUACGGAGCAGGAGGCGGGGGGGACAGGCGCGACUACCCUCCGCAGCAGUACUAA